CUCUGUGAAAAGCUAUAGAGGAUGAGUGCAGAGAGAGACAAAUGAAAUAGAAUAAUUACAGCCCAAGCACCACGGAAGGAUGAGUCAGCCAACAAAGCUAAAAAGAGAAACUUAUAGGAAGCAGAAGUAAAGAGGAAGGGGUAGGUCGGCCAUCUCAAACCUUCGAUGUCCCCCACAGCCAACAACAGCCCCACCGGAAUCAACCACUUCGGCGGCGGCGGCGGGUUCUGGUCGACUCUAUCGGUGCCGCCCUUAAAAACUGCCGUCGCCGUCACCGCUGUCGCGGGCCUCGCUGUGGUUGCUGCCGUUUUCUUCUCAACUACUAGUGGUCGUCUCAGAUCACCCUGGUCUCGUUUUAGAAAGAAACAUGCCCUCACGCCUCAGCAAUGGAGAAGUUUGUUUACACCUGAUGGUCGACUCCAGGAUGGUGGGGUCAAGUUCUUGAAGGAAGUUCGCUGCAGAGGUGUUGAUACUAGUAUUAGGGCAGAGGUCUGGCCCUUCCUCCUUGGUGUCUAUGACUUAAACAGUUCCAAAGAAGAAAGAGAUGCUGUUAGAAUUAUGAAAAGGAAAGAGUAUGAAAAACUUCGCAGAAAGUGUCGACGGAUCCUAAGACACGACAGUGAGAGUUGUAAGUUAUCUGAAACUGGUGGAACUUGUCAAAAUGGCGACAGCGGAAGUCUUAUUCAGGAGAUGGACACAUCUAGCUCUGAAGAUGUUGUUAGUGCCAGAGAAUCUCUCUCUAGGGAGGAAAGGAACCCGGUUGCUGAGUUAUCUGAUGAACCUUCGAGCACAUUGUUGACAAAUGAUGAUGUGUCAACAUUGAACUCGUCAGAUUCCGACUCUUCAGAAGACCCCGAAGUGACUGAGGGUUCCCACUCCUUGGAUGGUAGAGAGGAGAAUGAUCCUGACAUUGCUUCAGAAAGGAAUGUUCCUCUCUCUUGCACUGAAGGGAUAUCAAAGCUGCGUGCAACUGAAGACUUUUCCACCUGGCAGCGAAUCAUUCGUCUAGAUGCUGUUCGUGCCAAUGCUGACUGGAUGCCAUACUCUCCUUCUCAGGCUUCAGUAUCAGAUGAUAGGGCACGCCAUGCUGCCGAGGCUGUUGGGUUAAAGGAUUAUGAUCAACUAGAGCCCUGCAGAAUUUUCCACGCUGCACGUUUGGUUUCUAUCCUCGAAGCUUACGCACUUUACGACUGUGAAAUCGGCUACUGCCAGGGCAUGAGUGAUCUUCUUUCUCCAAUAGUUUCAGUCGUCCCCGAGGAUUACGAGGCAUUCUGGUGUUUCGUAGGUUUCAUGAAGAAAGCUCGACAUAACUUUAGGCUCGACGAGGUCGGAAUCAGAAGGCAACUCAAUAUCGUUUCCAAGAUAAUCAAAUGCAAGGACUCUCAGCUUUACAAGCACUUGGAGAAGAUGCAGGCAGAGGAUUGCUUCUUCGUUUACAGGAUGGUGGUGGUCCUUUUUAGGACGGAAUUGACAUUCGAACAGACAGUGUGCCUUUGGGAGGUAAUGUGGGCGGAUCAGGCAGCCAUUAGAGCCGGGAUUUCGAAGUCGGCGUGGAGCAGUAUGAGGCAGAGGGCACCACCAACAGAUGAUCUGUUGCUGUAUGCAAUUGCAGCUUCAGUGUUGCAGAGGAGGAAAUGGAUCAUUGAGAAGUACAGCAGCAUGGAUGAGAUUUUGAGGGAGUGCAACAGUAUGGCGGGGCAACUUGAUGUAUGGAAACUCCUUAACGAUGCGUAUGACUUGGUGGCAACUCUUUAUGACAAGAUCGAGUCGUCCUUUUGAUCUCGCAACUCAACAAAGUUUUG
Hibiscus syriacus is the source of this 1802-nucleotide messenger RNA. Its product is annotated as small G protein signaling modulator 2-like. The record is from RefSeq and is a predicted model, not a curated record. The transcript has 7 exons. The coding region runs from base 166 to 1779 and encodes 537 amino acids. Gene Ontology annotation, molecular function: GTPase activator activity. Gene Ontology annotation, biological process: activation of GTPase activity. NCBI's taxonomy places the organism in Eukaryota, Viridiplantae, Streptophyta, Magnoliopsida, Malvales, Malvaceae.